AUGGAUGACCGAACUCUCUACGUGCCUUCACACGAAGGUGAAAAUGUUCUCCCUAACUCACCUUGGUUUCAUAAGCUUCUCCGUUAUGCCCAACGCAAAUCAUCGAGGGUGGCAAUCCGAGAUGUGAAUGCAAAUAUCGAAAAGACAUACCACGAUCUUGUGUCUGACGCGCUCGCAUUUCGGAAUGAGCUCAGGCGGAGGAUGAGCGCUCAGACACUUCGGGACCUAGCAGAGAAUAAAGAAGUUUAUAUUGGCUUACUGGCAGCUGGGGGAUAUGAGUACACAGUUGGUUUCAUUGCUAUUGUUGCACUUGGUGCUGCAGUAGUGCCAAUGGCUGCAGGACUGCCCGUGGAAGAAGCAGCAUAUUUCCUUUCCAAAGCCCGAUGCGUUUCUCUGGUUGCCAGUACGACCAGUGAAGACCUGGCAAAGUCCAUUGCUCAAUUUAUGGGAGAGAAGAAAAAUUUCCAUAUUCCUUGCAUAUCCCCGAUCGCAUCCUUCUUCCAACCCAUACCAUUUCCAGCGAGCGAGAUCGUGAUAUCUUCGAAUCGGAUGCUUGACAUGAAUGGCGCGAGUGCAGUGAUAUUCACCUCCGGCACAACGGGUCCACCAAAAGGCGCGGUGCAGCGCCGUACUUGGCUGACGGGAAAUGCUGAAACGGAUGGAGACUUUUACGGUAUCAUGGAACAAGAUGUUGUACUCCACACAUUACCAGUACAUCAUGCUUCUGGCGUGGGUCUCACUUUUCUUCCCUUCCUUACGGCCGGCGCAUGCAUUGAAUUCCGAAGCGGAAGCUUCAACACGGCUUGGACAUGGGAACGUUGGCGGCAAGGUGGCCUGACCUUCUUCUCCGGCGUGCCUACCAUUUAUAUGCGCAUGAUGCGGUAUUAUGAAGAGAAUAUCGCAACCCAAGCCCCCCGAAGUACGCGAUCAAUAUGUUGCUGGAGCCAGGAGCAUUCGCACGAUGCUUUAUAUGGUGCAACAGAGUUUGGUGCAGUCAUCAAAACUGAUCUCGAUACCCGGGAAACCCCGCGAAACAGUGUCGGUCGUGUGGCUGAGGGAGUUUGUCUCAAGCUCGAGGACGACGGUCAUCUUCUUGUGAAGUGUCCAUACAUGUUCUCCAAAUAUCUUCAUGAUGAAAAAGCGACCUCGGAAGCCCACGAUCAGGACGGGUACAAGAUCUCGGCCCUUGACAUUGAGCGUGAAAUCCUAGGCCUUGACUAUGUUUCCGAGGUGAUGGUUGUUGGUGUUGAGGAUGAAGAAUUUGGCCAACGAGUUGCGGCGACAAUCAGCCUUAAGACAGACCAGAAUACGACCCGCAAGAAACUCAGUCUGGCAGAGCUGAGGGAUGAUCUGAGAAGCAAGCUCACGGGAUAUAAGAUUCCGACUAUUUUACGUGUGAUCAAGGGCGAACUUCCCAAGUCAGGGACUGGGAAAGUGCAGAAGAAGAUUCUGGGGCCGCGAUUUUUCCCUUCUAACUACCGGGACAUCCCUGAGAUACAAGUUUGGAGCAAGGAACUUAGAGCUAGACUUUAA
Molecule: messenger RNA, 1533 nt
Organism: Penicillium cosmopolitanum
Lineage: Eukaryota; Fungi; Ascomycota; Eurotiomycetes; Eurotiales; Aspergillaceae
Exons: 5
Coding region: 1-1533 (510 amino acids)
Biological process (GO): fatty acid metabolic process
Molecular function (GO): medium-chain fatty acid-CoA ligase activity
Source: RefSeq, a predicted model, not a curated record